Molecule: messenger RNA, 3431 nt
Organism: [Torrubiella] hemipterigena
Lineage: Eukaryota; Fungi; Ascomycota; Sordariomycetes; Hypocreales; Clavicipitaceae
Source: the annotation of a GenBank genome assembly
CCGCGCGCAGGUGCCUGAUUGGCUCGACGCCACCACCUCCAACUCCAUCGCUCUUGUCGACAUCUUCAACCUCUCUUUUUUCUUUUCCUUCGUUCCUCGGGCUGGCAGCUGGCGUUUUGUUUUGAAUUUAGAUAUCCCGAGGCGCGCACGAUAUACAUCAGCAGAAGGACCAGUAUCCACGAUCGCCAUGCCUCUCGACAUCGAAGAGAUUCUUCGACAAAAGAAGGCGGCCGCUGCUGCGGCUGCAAAGCCUCGAUUCAUUCCCAAAGCCCAACGAGAGAAGCUUGCCGCAGAAAAGGCAGCAAAGGAUAAAGAAGACGAGAAGAAGAAGCUUGCCAGCGACGCGGCGCGCAGAAAGGAAGAAGAGAAGAAGUGGGAGGCGAGAUCAAACGGGGCGCCCAAUAAGAACGGCUCUACAGCAAUCACACCAUACGCCAACGAGAUUGUUCCGACAGGGCCGCGGACGUCAAACGGCACAGAUGAUCGAUCUCGAGAUGGAAGGGACGGUAAAGGCCGCAGAGAUGGCGCCAAAAAGGCCGAAAAGUCUUCAAAGAACAAGCAGUCUGCCGAAACGAUCGAAGCCGACCUGUUACGAACGCGAUAUCUCGGCCCCGAAGUAAACCAGCACUCGAAUUUCUCUGCCAAGAAGAAGCGCAUGCGAACAACAGAAAAGAAAUUCAACUUUGAAUGGGAUUUGGAUGACGAUACAUCACGACUCAGCGAAUCACAAGGCGCCGGUGCCGGUGGCGGCGCGAUGGGCUUUUCGUUCUCUGGUAUCGGCGGCGAGUUCGAUGAAGGUGCCGAGGAACGCGCACGAAAGCGAGCCCGACUGGUCGAAGAGCGUGACGCCGAAAACGGAAAAGAGCGAGCCAAGGGUAUUAUGGAAGACUUCUUCAGAGCAAGAGACCGGGCACGAGACAGAGCCGAACGAACUGGCCUUGGCCGUCACUGGUCCGAGAAGAAGCUCGACGAGAUGCGCGAGCGCGAUUGGAGAAUCUUCAAGGAAGACUUUGGUAUUUCUACAAAGGGUGGCACGCUGCCGAAUCCCAUGCGCAGUUGGCAGGAAUCCGGACUACCGCCCAGAAUAUUGGACAUUGUCGACAAAGUUGGAUACAAGGAGCCGUCUGCUAUUCAGCGUGCCGCUAUCCCCAUUGCUCUACAGGCCCGUGAUCUUAUCGGUGUUGCCGUGACCGGUUCCGGUAAAACGGCUGCUUUCCUUCUUCCCCUCCUCGUCUAUAUUUCUGAUCUCCCUCCACUGACCGAAGUCAACAAGAACGACGGUCCUUAUGCCCUCAUUCUCGCCCCUACUCGUGAACUUGUCCAGCAGAUUGAGACAGAAGCGCGCAAGUUUGCAGAGCCUCUUGGAUUCAGAUGUGUCAGCAUCGUCGGUGGUCACUCUCUGGAAGAGCAGGCAUUUGCUCUCCGCAAUGGUGCCGAAAUCGUUGUCGCCACGCCUGGUCGUCUGGUCGAUUGUAUCGAGAGACGCCUUCUCGUGCUCUCGCAAUGUUGCUACGUCAUCAUGGAUGAAGCCGACAGAAUGAUUGACCUCGGUUUUGAGGAGUCUGUCAACAAAAUCCUCGACGCUCUACCUGUAUCCAACGAGAAGCCAGACACUGACGAUGCCGAAAAUGCACAGCUCAUGAAGCGCUACCUCGGAGGCAGAGACAAAUACCGCCAAACCAUGAUGUACACAGCCACUAUGCCACCGCUCGUGGAAAAGAUUGCCAAGAAGUACCUGCGUCGCCCUGCCAUUGCUACGAUUGGUAACGCUGGUGAAGCCGUCGACACUGUCGAGCAGCAGGUCGAGUUCGUCGCUGGCGAAGAUGCCCGCAAGAAGAGACUGCAGAAGAUCCUGGCAAGCAACAUGUUUGCGCCGCCCAUCAUCGUCUUUGUCAACAUCAAACGAAACUGUGACGCUGUCGCUCGCGAUAUCAAGUCCAUGGGCUGGUCUGCCGUCACACUACACGGUUCCAAAACACAGGAGCAGCGUGAAGCAGCGCUGGCGUCGGUGCGCUCUGGUCAGACACAAGUCCUGGUUGCUACCGAUCUCGCUGGUCGUGGUAUCGAUGUCGCUGACGUCUCUCUCGUCGUCAACUUCAACAUGGCCACCAGUAUCGAGAGCUACACCCAUCGUGUUGGUCGUACCGGUCGUGCGGGCAAGAGCGGAACAGCCAUUACGUUCCUGGGCAGCGAGGAUGCAGACGUCAUGUACGAUUUGAAACAGAUGCUGAGCAAGAGCACACUAUCCAAGGUCCCAGAAGAGCUGCGCAAGCACGAGGCCGCACAGUCCAAGCCUACGCGCGGUAGCAGGACACACAAGGAUAGAGAUGAGAAUCCUGGAGAAGCACGUGGCGGUGGUGGUGCAGGAAGAGGCGACCCAUCUGGCGGUGGUUGGCAGUAAUGACCAUAUAUCUGGCGUUUGUAAUUGUAAAGGGAAUAUGAAAAGGUAUAUUAACUCUUUUAAUAUGAAUAAUACGACGCCUGUGCGACUUCAUGUAGCUUUGUUUAGCUUUGAUGUUGUUGUCGUUCCUUGACGCUCUUGUUAUAAUCGGCCCACUGGUCUGGCUUUAUAUUCCCAAAUAUAUCUUUAAACUGCCGAAGCAAGUCAUCAUGGCCAGCCAGUAGUGUUUCUGCUCCUUCCAAGGCCUCCUUCACGACGUCGGGCUGGAAUUUGCUGUCGACGGCCUUCUUCGCAAGAGCAUUAAGCUUAUCAUUGGUAUCUUUGUCUAGACCCUCCUAGCGACAAGAACGAUAAACUAGCCAUGCUACUCGAUAUCUUGCUUCAGAAAAAGAGACGGCCUAUUCUGACAUCAUAAGAAUGCUUGAACCGGUUCAUAGCAGCCUUUGGAUCAAUCUCAGGGUGGUCCGCCUGCAGCUGCUGUACAACCUUCUCCUGGCGCUCUAGCGCCUCUUCACGAGAAGGCUAUAUAGCUUCCCUUAUAUUCUCAGCCAUAUCUUCACAAUGCUUAGAAGAUAGAUUCUGAAUGGACGUUUGCUUCUGGGUUAUUUGACGGUUGUUCUGUCGAACUGUUCCUGCGCCGUUGCCUGGAGUUUGUGGCUUCAUCUACGGAAUCGCGGGGUGACUCACAUGACUUGAAAUCCAAAAAGAGGCAUUUGGACCACUUUCGUGAAAGUGAGGCUUCUGUCGGUAUGUUCACAGACUGAUGCUAGCCUUAUUUCCGCUAGUGCGAUGGAGGGACCUUCGUGCUGAAUCCUUCGAGUGACCGCUGUUCGAAGCUCGAGCAUGACAGUAAUCCAUGGUGGCCUAGUGGUUAAGGCGCCCAUUCACUUGUGUCUGGGAAACGCGGGUUCGAGUCCCGUCAGAGGAGCUCUUUUUUAAAUUACUCUAUUCUUUUUUUAACCUUCAUUUCGUAGUAUACAAUAUAGAGUUGGCCAAAACAAUGGUUCUGUUGCGAAGGUGGACGGCGGGC